AUGUCGGAACAGCUGGUAGAUCGCCGACAUAUCCUCAGCAAGUGGACUAACCCUGAUGCAGCAUAUCUGCUCAACCUUGGGGCUUCACUUCCCAACCAUCCAAAUGGUUAUGAAGUCCAGGUGUGGAAUUACAUGACAUUAAAUGAUGCUUAUUUGGUCCGCGGCGGGUUCCAGCCGCGCCUUCCGACUUCGCUGCCGCCCCCAGGGCAGCAGCAGCAGCCGUCGCCGCUACCACGCCGACAGCCCGUCCCGUUGAUGCCUCCCGCGCAGCUUCAUGCGGGAGCGCCCCGGGUGGUCGCUCCGGCGCCUGCGGUCCCUCUUCAGUCGCCACCGCCUUCGGAGCUGAUGGACGUCGACCCCUCAGCCGGGCCGCCUUCCCAAGCGGUGGCUGUGCAGCCUGUACUGCAGCCGCUUUCCUUGGGCACCCCCAAGGAGUCUGACACCGCAGCGCCUUGUCCGGCGCCCACUCAGCAGCCGUCGACGCAGCGUCAGGAGACGCUGCCUCUCUUCGUGGGUCCCGACGCCCCGUCGCGUCCAGUACCAGAAGCUGCGCCCGUGGUCACAGGCGUGCACCCUGACCUCGGUUUUCAGUCGAUGUUUCCCGAGGCCCCGCGCAGCCAAUGCUGGGGUGCGGACCGGGGACUGCCACCGACAACAGUCUCCGCCCCGGUCUCUUCUGCUACAAGAUGUCACACGGGCGAGCUGAUAUACAACGCGCAUCCGGCUACUUCAGCCAUGCAGCGGCCGCAGCAGCCCGUAGCAGACCAGACAGCCACACGCCUCUCCGCGCCGUAG
Molecule: messenger RNA, 795 nt
Organism: Schistocerca nitens (vagrant locust)
Lineage: Eukaryota; Metazoa; Arthropoda; Insecta; Orthoptera; Acrididae
Product: proline-rich protein 2-like
Exons: 3
Coding region: 1-795 (264 amino acids)
Source: RefSeq, a predicted model, not a curated record